AGAAGGGAAAGCAAAAUGGCGGAAUCGGAUGGGAUGGGCCUCUUAUUGUGUUCAUAAUAGGAAAAUGUUUCAUCUCUACGUGCUGUUUCAAAGUUAACAAAAACACCUCAAAGGCUUCUAGCGGGUUUUCAGAUUUGGGAUUUACCAGUCGGCUCAUCUUUUCACUUUGAAGAUGGAAACAGAUGGACAGACUCGCAAGGAUGAAGAAGUUGUGCAGGCUAAGUCACAGAAUGAACAAUGUUCAGAUGAAAAGGAGGAAAAGGAGUCUAAGGCAGAAAGAAAGACAGCUGGCUUAAGAUGUUUCCAGGGAAACAGAGAGACCUCAGAGGAUGAACCCAGUGAACUGGGGGCUGCUGUUGUGACUGCUUCUGAACCUGUAUGUUUUGUGCCUCAGCUCAUCUCCCAACCUCAGUACCUGGACUGCGACUUUGUGGAAUUAACAGCAGAAGCGAGGGUAGAGGAUGGCUCAUCUCUUGCUUUGUUGACAUCUGUUACCCCCAGUGUUGGACGCCAGAAACCAGGAUCCUUUCUGAAUGGACAUUUUCUUCUGCGGCCACCUUUAAGCGAUAAGAAAGGUUCUGUAAACUGUUUUUUGCCUUCAGGCCUUAAUCCCGAAUGGUGUUCAGAUGUAAUUCAAGCCUGGGGGAAGAUGCAACUGCACUCUUCUUUCAAAACCUCUGAGAGACUCAUAGAAACGGCCAAAAGCCCUCUUCCUUCCUCACCCUCCAAUUCGCCAUCCUCUCCAUCGUCAGCUCCCUCUUCCCCCUCCUCCUCCCCAUCAUCAUCCUCUCCUGGUACAAACUACCAUGUGGAUGAAGACAGAGGCUGUGCUGAAGACAACAGGGCCAGCAAAGGCACAGGAGACUUUGUGUCAUCCACUUCAUCCUCUCUGAUGCCAUCAUCAUUUUCUGUGCAACCUUCUAAUCCUCCACUUCACACAUCCUCAUCAUCCAAACGCCCUUGCACCGAUAGACAGAAGGAGGGUGUAGACAAUGACAUAUACGACCCCUUUCACCCAACCGAGGGGGAGGGCGAGAGGGAACAAGCGUCCUCUGAAGACGAGGAGGAAGAGGUUGAUAAGUAUGAUCCUUUUGAACCUACUGGAUCCCCAGCUUCAGAAACCGAGGAAGAGAAAAGAUGCAUGCAUGAGGAAAAUGAACGAAAAAGAAGCAUUAUUAGUGAUGGGAAUAUAAUGAAAGGUGAUAGAAAAUUGGAAAUCGAUCCAGCUGCUCAAACAGAGGCAGGGCCUCCAGAUUCAACAGAAACUGUUGCUUCAUCUUCCCUGUUUAAUAAUGUACCUUUAGAGUCUAACAGCAAACGAUCCAUCAAGGAUAGAGCGAGACAACUGGGAGCGAACCUAAGAGAAAUUGGCACAGACUCUGAGCACUCUGAGAUAGAAGAAGGAGAGAUAGUGGGGGCCAAUGAAAGAGGAAGAGAACAAGUGAUAGAGAGAAGAAGGGAAGUAUUGCUUCCAGUCUCAAGCAGUCCCUCCUACCUUCAGGGCAGCGGCCCAAAACCUGAGAGGAUCUUGCGGGUCUUAGAGGGUGAUGGGUUUGUGUCUGUUCGUGCUGAUGAAGAAUGGGAGAGAGAACCAGUGGCUUCUGUGGGUUUGGGAGAUCUGAGACGAAAACUGACAAGCAGGCGGAAAGAAAGAUUCAGAUCUUGUCCCUCCUCUGCAUCCAUAUCACCUUCACCUGCUCCGGUUUUGCCCUUGUCUUUGCCCUCUCCACCUUUACCCACUUCUCCACCCCUAUCCGCUGACAAACGGAGGAAUCGUAAAACCUCCAAAAGUUCAAAAGACUGGGAUAGACACAAGCGUAAAGAGGGACGAGGAGAAAAGGAAAAGAAAAAGAAAAGGAAGGAUUCUAAGGAGUCAGCUGACAGGAGUAGAGACGGCAAUGAGAAGGAUCGUGGAAGAGAGGACAACAAAGACAACAAUAGGGACAGGGAGAGAAGUAGCAGAAGUGAUAGUCGCAAAAGGAAAAAAAGUUCUCCAGAACACUCCUCUCGCUCCCACUCUCAAAAUGCCUCCCGUCAAACUCACAGGCGUAGGUCAUGGUCCAGCCACUCUGAGGACCACCACAAAGAUCGUGACCGAGCUAGAGAGAGGGAGAAAGAUAGAGACAGGAACCACGAAAGAGACAGGGAUAGGGACAGAUGGGGAGAUGAUAGACACACAGAGAGAGGCAGAGACUCAAAAAGAAGGGAUGAACAAAGGAGAGAUAGAAAUGAAGAUAGUAGGAAGUCAAGCAGUAGAGAAAGACAAAGUAGAAAAAGAAGCAGAAGCAGUGACAGGAGAGAUCGAAGGAACGAAAUUGUGAGGGGGGAUAGAGACAGAGACAGGAGAAGAGAUAGCAGAACUGUUGUACCCCCGUCCAUUCAAGAUCUCAGUGGCUCUGAUCUUUUUGCAAUCAAACGUACUAUCACUGUUACCACCACUACAACCACCACCACAGUUCCAAGUUCACCUCCCAGUAGCCAGCGGCGUUCCAGCAGCCGAUCCCACAGCUCAGACAAACACCAUAAGAGGAAGAAGAAACGAAGACGACAAUCAGAUGACGAGGAGAGAAAAGAAGAGGAGCACAGGAGCAGGUCUCGUCCCACCUCCCUCACCCCUCCACAUUAUCAUGAAUAUGAAUCAGACCGUCCUGAUGUAGAUAUGCUUUCUUUGGACGGGGAAGCACUGGAUUCAGACUACCCUUCACUUGAGGACUCACCACUGCUUCCCCCGCCUCCUGAACCCCGUGUUCCCAGCCCCCAAAUUAAAUCUGCUGCACCCAAGGCCAGCCGACAUAAUCUGAAGAAGAAAUCCAGAUCUGGCAAGAGAGCUGGACUGUCUGAAUCAACCUCCUCUUCAUCUUCUCAUAGACCAAAAGCCAAAAGUAAAAACAUCCUGCCAUCUCUCUCACCACUUCUUUCUGCAUCCUCAGGCAACAACACUUCCCUUCAACCCACGGCAUCCUCAUCCAUAUCUAAACGGGGACGGAAAACCGGUAAAGAUAAAGCAGGGAAGAAGGAUGUUGGGCGUUCUGGCAGGUCCAAAAAGCUUAGUGGUGUUAGCAGAAAGGCUAAGCUCCAGUCUAAAGUGUCUGUUCUGGUGCGUGAGGGUGUCAGCAGCACCACAGGGAACUCUGGGAAGUUGGGUAUUGACCUUCUUGGACCUAGUGGAGCUUCAGGGCCAUCAGUAGUUGGUGGAUCUAUAGCUGUGGUGUUCCGCCGGGACAAUGAGAGCCGGUCCCCCUUUCUUAAGCCCUGCUCAGAGACCAUGGCUCUUCCAGGGAGAAGCAAAGACUUGAGCAAAACUGUAAAACAGCGUAAUAUCCUUGGGCCCCCUUCUUCAACCAACUCUGGUGGACUGAAGUCAAAAAAAUCCAAGCCCAGCUCUGCUACAUCCACAUCCUCAUCCGCCUCUUCCCCUACAUCUUCAUUGGCAGCAAAACGUAGGAGAAGGCCUGGAAAGAAGCCCAGAGAGAAAGGACUAACUGUGGAUGGAAGUGAUGCUAAAAAUCCAAAUAGUAAUUGUAGCACGGUGGGUGGUGGUUGGGUGGGGGUAUCUUCAGAAAUGCAGCCGUUGGUUGGGGUUGGAUCCAAGCCGUCAAGUCCUCCUUCAGCUCUCCCUGGCCCUACUCCAUCGUCCUCUUCCUCAUCUUCCUCUUCCUCAUCAGCAAGUGUACUUCCUCCAUCCUCGUCGCCACCGCACACAUCUCCGUUGUCUUUGCCCCCAUCUCGAGAGACAAGGGAGUCAUCGCCAGACUCUCAAACCGUUGACAGUAGCUGUAAGACACCAGAGCCUUCAUUCCUCUCAGAGGAGUGCCCCAGUCAGUCCAAACCCUCAUCUCUCACGCCCUCAAAGUCCCCUUCUAGCCCUCCAAGCCUGUUGUCCUCCCAGAUCAGGGGGGAAAACAUAGCACAGUCCACUUCCAAUGCUAAAACUCUGCCACCAGAUGAUCAGAAGGCAUCACCACCGUGCUCCACUUCAUCAGCUUUAGCGUCGGCCUCCCUCUCUCAUUCUGGUGCUCCUCUUGCAAAUGACCCUUCCUCUUCAUCCUUGUCUUCAGUGUCCUCAUCUUCAGUAAACAAACCACCGCCGCCUCCCCCUCCACCCCCUUCAGCUCCUCCGUUACCCUGGAGUCUGCAAACCGGAGUGGACUGCACUGCUGGAGGUGUUUUAGCAUUGACAGCCCUCCUCUUCAAAAUGGAGGAGGCCAAUAUAGCCAGCAGAGCCAAGGCACAAGAGUUCAUCCAGGCCACAAGUCAGAUUCUUUCUCAGGCUAAUCAGACCCAAUCACAGCCACACCCUCCUUCAUCUUCCUCAUCUGUGUCAUCGCAAGUACCGCCUCCUCCAUCACAUGCCCCGCCUCCUGGACCAACUCCUGCGCAGUUUAUUCUUCAUAGCUCUGUCCCAUUGGUUGGCUGCACCAAAACUCCUCCCCUCCACUUGCUUCCUGGACUCUCAAUGGGUGGAGGCUUUGCUCAAACUCCCCCUCCACCAUUGCCAACAGGGGUGUCAGGGGGUUCCAGUGAAACGGGCUGGGACAAUGAAAGUAAAGACCCUGACAAGUACCUGAAAAAGCUGCACACCCAGGAGAGGGCAGUAGAGGAAGUCAAAUUGGCCAUAAAGCCAUACUACCAACGCAAAGACAUAAACAAAGACGAUUACAAGGACAUCUUAAGGAAAGCUGUGCACAAGAUUUGUCACAGCCGAACAGGUGAGAUCAAUCCAGUUAAAGUGAGUAACCUGGUCAAGCUUUAUGUCCAGAGGUACAAGUAUUUCAGAAAGCACGGUCGCAAGAUGGACGAGGAGGAAAAAGAGGACAGAGAGUCUGCCUCCAUGCAUUCCUCGACAUGAUUGGACAAAGACCUCUUAUCUGGUCGAACCAGUUUGCAAAUCUCCACCCUUGCACGUGUUUAGGCCCACCGUGGCUAUCAAGUGACAGUCGUUUGUUAAACUGCUCUGUUUCCCCGUGUGUGUUGACUUCAUGUAAACGUCUGUACUCCACCCUCCUUCCCCGCUCUCUUUCUUGUCUUGCUAUAAAUAUGUAUGGAUGUAGAAGUAUACAGAAAGUGUUCUAAAAGUGUAUACACUCGAGAGAGAGAGAUAAAGACGGCACACUAUUUUUUUCUUACACUUAAUGUUUAACCUGUAUAUACUUAUAAGCACACUACACAGGUGUUCUUUCCUCCUCUCCAUUUCUGAGAGGGAUGCACAUUUAAAUAUUCAGCUAGAAUACGCAUUUAUUAUUAAGAGUUUGUGCGUGAGAGUGAAGAAUAAGAAUAGAAUGUUAUCUUUACCCCAUCUGCUUUUCUUUUGGCAUUUGCGAGCGUGAUUUUCUCUCAUUGCGUCAAAGAGCAUUUACAUGUAGGGGUACUUAGACACAUGACACAAUCUUUCACCUACACAAGUUUUGAGGUAUCUGUGGAAUGGAAGGUAUGUUCCACUUCUCAAAGAACAGUGAAUGUAUAUAGAGAUGGAACAGGUUGACAGAUUUUUUUUACGUAAAUUUUAGGCAACUGAUUUUAAACUGAUCUGUUCUCAUCAGUAAAAAAUAUGUUUCCCCAGUCAAAGUCAUCUAAUAUAAUUAAGUCAGCAAGCAACAUUUGAAAAGAACAAGUGUGUAUUUGAAUGGUUGCCCCAAGAAGCAUGUGUUUUGGGUUUUAUUUGUACUGAAGAAAACUGUAGUGAUUUUGAGGGUCACUUGAGAGAUAAACUUGUGUCCUAACCUCAA
Molecule: messenger RNA, 5726 nt
Organism: Triplophysa rosa
Lineage: Eukaryota; Metazoa; Chordata; Actinopteri; Cypriniformes; Nemacheilidae
Gene: scaf1
Product: SR-related CTD-associated factor 1
Exons: 10
Coding region: 173-4849 (1558 amino acids)
Molecular function (GO): RNA polymerase II C-terminal domain binding
Source: RefSeq, a predicted model, not a curated record